CUAGCUGCCUUGUUUCAAUGACUCUUCUUCUUCUUCCUUCUACAACUUGAUUGCUUACCAGAUUUUUGGCUGUGGGGCUGUACUUGUGCCUCGUGGGGUACCUAUAACUUAAACCAAGAUACACAAAAGUUCACACGCUGUUACACAUUCUCAUCAUGGCUAUUAAGCAGAAAUUCAUACAUUUUUUCUUCACGUUGUUGUUUCUUUCAUCCCAUCUUCUUCUGGUCACCUGUAAGAAUGCUGAUGAUUCUGAAGUUGAGGACGAGAGUCCAUUCACCUAUGAGGAGGGAACUGGGAAAGGACCAAAGAACUGGGGCCACAUUGAUCCACAGUGGCAAGUUUGUGACAAUGGGAAAUUGCAGUCUCCAAUUGAUCUUCUUGACGAGAGGGUGCAGAUCUUCCCUGGUUUAGGGAAACUGAAGCGAGGCUACAAACCAGCUGCUGCUGUACUGAAAAAUAGGGGACAUGAUAUUUCAGUGGAAUGGAGAGGUGAUGCAGGAAAACUAGUUGCAAACGGUACAGACUACAAAGUGCUGCAAUGUCACUGGCAUUCACCUUCUGAACACACCUUGAAUGGGACAAGGCACAAUCUGGAGCUGCAUAUUGUUCACAGAAGCUCUAGUGGAGGCAUAGCUGUGGUUGGAAUUCUAUAUGAAAUUGGCCGCCCUGAUUCUUUCCUCGCGAAGUUGUUGCACCAUAUCAAGAGAGCAGAAGAAGGAGAUGUUAUUGAUUUGGGGGUUGUUAGCCCAGGAGACAUCAAGUUUGGAAGUAGAAAAUACUAUAGAUACAUUGGUUCUCUUACAGUUCCACCAUGUACAGAGGGUGUUCUUUGGACAAUAGUGAAGAAGGUAAGGACAGUCUCAAGGGAGCAAAUCAGAGCAAUCAGAGAUGUUGUGCAUGAUGGAUUUGAAGCAAAUGCAAGGCCUCUGCAACAGGAAAAUGGAAGACAAGUAUAUUUGUAUAGACCCAUAGCUUAAUACAAAUUUGUAUCACGUUUGUCUAAUUAAGCACUGGUAUUAUGUUAAUUUAGGACAGCACUAGACAACCUUGCCAUCAACAUUUCAGAAACUACAUGAUGGUAAAGGGUGUUGUCCUCUUCACAAAUAUGUAAUCUAGUACAAGGACUUUUAUCUUCUCCUGCAAUCUCUUCUUAUGUGAUGGUAGUAU
Molecule: messenger RNA, 1167 nt
Organism: Coffea eugenioides
Lineage: Eukaryota; Viridiplantae; Streptophyta; Magnoliopsida; Gentianales; Rubiaceae
Product: alpha carbonic anhydrase 4-like
Exons: 7
Coding region: 156-977 (273 amino acids)
Molecular function (GO): zinc ion binding; carbonate dehydratase activity
Source: RefSeq, a predicted model, not a curated record